AUGAACCACCAUGGAAUCAAAAAUGAAAUACGAACACAAUUGAACCACAGAUCGGCAAUUCAUAAUGCAGUACAAGCAGGUUGCAAUCCAAUGGUAUGUGUUGCUCCGGACUUUUGUAAAGGCAAACCUGUUGAAGAGCCGGCACCCCUUAAAAAAUUAGUGGACUUAUCUGACAGUAAGACUGAGCGCUCACCGGGUUUGUUACCGUUAGUUCCUGGAAUGCCAGUUAUCAUUACACAAGAUAUUGCCAUUGAACUCGGAUUAAUUAACGGCAUGAAUGGAAUCUUUAGACAACUAGUCUAUGCUCUUGACUCAGUGUCAACAGAUAUCGAGGGUAAUACGAGUCCGUCUCGACGAGCGUUAUUUAUUGAUAUUCAUCUUUUACUUCAAUUAAAUUCAUCAUCAAAUCCAUCAAAAGAUAUUCUUCGUUAUCUCUUACAAAAGUGUUCGAAUAUCGAACUUCACGAUUGGAUUACAUUGAUCAAUAUUGAUGAACUUCUUGAUGAUUCAGAUUUUAUUAAUGCAGAUGUUUCAUUUCUCCAACCUAUUAAAAACUCUACAUCAUCAUUACAAGCGUUUAGAAUUGAUUGA
Messenger RNA from Adineta ricciae, 591 nucleotides. NCBI's taxonomy places the organism in Eukaryota, Metazoa, Rotifera, Eurotatoria, Adinetida, Adinetidae. The record is from the annotation of a GenBank genome assembly.